GGGAAGUGAAACCCCGUCUCUACUAAAAAUACAAAAAAUUAGCCAGGCGUAGUGGCGCGCGCCUAUAAUCCCAGCUACUCAGGAGGCUGGGGCAGGAGAACUGCUUGAACCUGGAAGGCAGAGGUUGCAGUGAGCUGAGAUCGCGCCACUGCACUCCAGCCUGGGUGACAAGAGUGAGACUCCGUCUCAAAAAAAAAAAAAAAAUCCUGACCACAUCCCCUCAGAUAUACUGAAAGGAGUCCACCAGGAAAUCUUAUAGUUGACCCCCGAAAUCCUGUCAGAAUCGUCUAGAAAUUAUGUCAGACUUCUCCCUCAGAGCCUGCCAGAAACUUUCCCCAAAAUCCUAUUACUCUCCCCAGAUCAGCAGAGCCACCUAGACUCGUGUCAGAGAUCCCCAGAAAUCCUGGCAGGUCCCCUCCCAAACCCAGUCGGACCUCAGAUUCCGUCAGAGAGCACAGAAGUCCAUCAAAGACACCCCAGAAACGGAGACCCCGAAAUGCACUCAGAGACCCCCGCAGAAAUCAAGACCCUCCAAAUCCAGCCAGAGACCCCCAGAAAUCCAGUCAGACCCCUACAGAAAUCAAGACUCCCAAAAUCCAGUCAGAGACCCCCAGAAAUCCAGUCAGAGACCCCCGCAGAAAUCAAGACCCCCAAAAUCCAGAGACCCCGAAUAAAUCAAGACCCCCAAAAUCCAGUCAGAGAACCCCCAGAAAUCCAAUCAGACCCCCGAAAUCCAGCCAGAGACCCCUGAAAUCCAGUCAGAGACCCCCACAGAUAUCAAAAUCCCCAAAAUCCAGCCAGACAUUCCCCAGAAAUCCAGUCAGAGACCCCCCCAAAAUCCUGUCAGAGCCCUUGAAAGCCCGCCAAGGCCCACACCACCCAGAGCUCCUGCCAGGGCCCCAUCCUGCUUCAGUGUCCCCGUCUCAGUCCCGUCAGACCCCCGAGAUCAACCAACACCCCCGGGGUCCCUCAGGACUCCAUCCCGAACCCACUCCGUGCGCCAGGGCCCAGCCAAGGCCAUCGACCCCCUUUGCACCCUGCAGGGUGUUCCAGACCCUGGAAGGGCCUCUCUUCAAAGACCCGUGUUUCCAGAACGGUGGCAGCGGGCUCACGUGGCUUGGGGAGAGCAGGCACUGGGGGAGCUGGGUGAGGACAGGCGAGCCCAGGCUUGACUGGUGGCCCCAAGGGGCGCCCGUGCCUGCUGUGAUGAUAGCAGCGCCCAGGUCUCUCUCUAGCCCCCAGAGUGCGGCCACUAAGGUGUUGGGUCGGCCUGGGUGGAAUGGAGGCAGGAUGGGGCCCCCCAAACUCCUGUCACUGCUGCAGGGACUGCCCAGAGCAGCUGCAAGUGGGGCUGGCAGGGAUGAGGAGGUGGCCUGGGCUUGGGGGACCAUGUACAUCCUGAGUUGGAACCCAGGGGAGCAGCAGGUUUGGGGCCAUGAUGAGGAGAGACCUAGGGGUUGCCCGACGGAGAGAAAAGGGACAGGAAGAGGCAGGAGCUUCAGAGACUACUCAAUGCCACUCUAGCCUGAGGGACUGGAACUUAGUCCGGGGGCAUUAGGGAGCCAUGGGAGGAUCGGGAGCAGGGGCAAGUCAGGAUCAAACUCCCAUGAGAAGCCAGCCGGCCAAAUCCAGGCUGAUGUGGCAAGAAUGGCAGCUGCCCAGGGCUGUGUGGGAGCCAGACACCGCCCCUCGCUUCCCGGAAGAGGCCACGUGAAGCCGAAGCAGGAUGCAGGAGGGCGUCCCAGGCAGAGACCUGGGCAUGGGAGCGGUCCGCAGCUCAGAGUGGCUGGAGCAUCAUGUGCGAUUUGGGGUGCUGAGGAGUGCUCGGGCCAGCUGGUCCUUUUCCCAUCCCUCCCCAUGAAGGAGGGAGGCUGGUAGCUUUGCCAGCAGCUGCGCCGCGGCAGGGGUGGCCCAUGGACCUGCCCGAGGGCCCGGUGGGUGGCCCCACUGCGGAAAGAAAGAGGUAACACCAACCCCAUUUUCCAGAGGAAGAAACUGAGGCCCAAGAGAAUGUACCUCCAGGAGCGGCCUGAGGAGGCAAGGCUGGGAAUGCCGGUCAGCUUGGAGGAGCAAAUACUCAACUCCACGUUCGAAGCUUGUGACCCUCAGAGGACAGGCACUGUGGCUGUGGCCCAGGUGCUAGCCUACCUGGAGGCUGUGACAGGCCAGGGCCCCCAGGAUGCACGCCUCCAAACAUUGGCCAACAGCCUGGACCCCAAUGGGGAGGGCCCUAAGGCCACUGUGGACUUGGACACUUUCCUGGUUGUCAUGCGUGACUGGAUUGCUGCCUGUCAACUACAUGGGGGAUUAGAGCCGGAAGAGGAGACCGCCUUCCAGGGAGCCCUGACCUCCCGGCAACUGCCAUCUGGAUGCCCAGAAGCUGAGGAGCCAGCCAACCUGGAGAGCUUCGGAGGCGAAGACCCCAGACCCGAGCUACAAGCCACAGCUGACCUGCUGAGCAGCCUGGAGGACCUGGAGCUCAGCAACCGACGUCUGGUUGGGGAGAAUGCCAAACUGCAGCGGAGCAUGGAGACAGCUGAGGAGGGGUCAGCACGCCUUGGGGAGGAGAUCUUGGCUCUGCGUAAGCAGCUUCACAGCACCCAGCAGGCCCUGCAGUUUGCCAAGGCCAUGGAUGAGGAGCUGGAGGACCUGAAGACUCUGGCCAGGAGCCUGGAGGAACAGAAUCGCAGCCUUCUGGCCCAAGCCCGGCAGGCGGAAAAGGAGCAGCAGCAUCUGGUGGCUGAGAUGGAGACUCUGCAGGAGGAGAACGGGAAGCUGCUUGCCGAGCGGGAUGGAGUGAAGAAGAGAAGUCAGGAGCUGGCCAUGGAGAAGGACACUUUGAAGCGGCAGCUCUUUGAGUGUGAACACCUCAUUUGCCAACGAGACACCAUCCUCUCUGAGCGCACUCGCCAUGUGGAGAGCCUGGCCCAGACCCUGGAAGAAUACAGAGUGACGACGCAGGAACUGAGGCUGGAGAUUUCACGACUGGAGGAGCAGCUGAGUCAGACCUAUGAGGGGCCCGAUGAGCUACCUGAAGGGGCCCAGCUGAGAAGAGUGGGCUGGACCCAGCUGCUACCCCCAUCGCUGGGCUUGGAGAUCAAGGCCAUUCGACAGAAACAGGAAGUGGCAACUGCUGAUCUCUCCAACCCUCUGUGUGGGCUGUGGCAGUGGGAGGAAGUCAUCCAUGAGACCAGUGAGGAAACUGAGUUUCCAUCUGAAGCCCCAGCUGGGGGACAGAGAAACUUCCAGGGAGAGCCAGCGCACCCUGAAGAAGGAAGGAAGGAGCCAUCCAUGUGGUUGACCAGAAGAGAGGAAGAGGAGGAUGCAGAGAGCCAGGUCACGGCUGAUCUCCCUAUCCCUCUAGGAGACCCUCGCCCUGGAGACAUCCCAGAAAACCCUCCAGAGAGCAGACCUGCGUGGCGGGAACUCCAGCAAGCCCUGGUGCCUGUGAUGAAAGAGCUGGUCCCAAUCAGGAGGAGGGCCUGGGGCCAGCUCUGCCUGCCCCCACAGCGGCUCAGAGUCACUCGACAUCCACUGAUCCCAGCUCCUGUCCUGGGCCUGCUGCUGCUGCUGCUGCUCUCUGUCCUGCUGCUUGGCCCGUCCCCACCUCCCACCUGGCCCCACCUCCAGCUCUGCUACCUCCAGCCCCCUCCAGUGUGAGAGGCUCCACUUGCCCCUCAGAGCAGUGUCUAGCUCAAUAAAUCCCCUGGCCCUCUCUCCACUGGGAUCCCCAUUGUUAGUCCACUGUUGCGCAGGCUUACCCUAGAUAGAGUACAGGGGAUCCACAUCCCUGUAUUUUUAUGUGAAGUCUCCUAGUUUUUUAAUGUUGACAUUUCUUAACAAUAGCAAAACUCCCCCAGUAAUGGAUUAAGCACUAAGGAUUAUUCCCUCACAAAACAAGCCUGGCGAGGGCAGCUGUGGGCACACAGCUAAGUCUCGGUUGCCUUGGGGUCAGGGCCUCAGUGAUUCUCCUGUCCCCUCCCUCAUGCUCAGGAGUUGGCAGUUGUAGCUUCCUACAUCACAUCUGCGGGAGACGGAAAUUUCUUCCUUCCUUUUUAUAAAGAGAGGCAGUAGCCUCAGUGUGCAGUGGGUAGAUUCAAAUCAUAUUCAUAAUAAAAGAGAAGCAGUUGCCUGCCCAGA
Molecule: messenger RNA, 4140 nt
Organism: Pan troglodytes (chimpanzee)
Lineage: Eukaryota; Metazoa; Chordata; Mammalia; Primates; Hominidae
Gene: KASH5
Product: KASH domain containing 5
Exons: 21
Coding region: 2011-3660 (549 amino acids)
Biological process (GO): chromosome localization to nuclear envelope involved in homologous chromosome segregation; homologous chromosome pairing at meiosis; spindle localization
Cellular component (GO): meiotic nuclear membrane microtubule tethering complex; meiotic spindle pole; nuclear outer membrane
Molecular function (GO): dynein complex binding
Source: RefSeq, a predicted model, not a curated record